Molecule: messenger RNA, 1098 nt
Organism: Letharia columbiana
Lineage: Eukaryota; Fungi; Ascomycota; Lecanoromycetes; Lecanorales; Parmeliaceae
Exons: 6
Coding region: 1-1098 (365 amino acids)
Source: RefSeq, a predicted model, not a curated record
AUGUUCUUCUGCCUCAUACUAUGGGCCCUAUACUCAGACACUGUCCUUGCUGCGAGUCUGUCGCGACGUUCCGAAAGCGUUGGCAGUCUGGCCGCAGGGCCAAUACCAUCCUCUGACUUGCUGUCGCCUGCAAACAUCUUAGUACCAUCAAGCAACAACUCCUCAUCUGACAAAUUGCUGAAAAUUGCAUGCGACGCAACGAGAUACGGGAAGAAUCUGAAAGUAAGCAGUUGUCGCAACGUAUUCAAUUUCAUGAAGAGGGAUGAGACCACAUACACUUUUGCCGAGCGUGACAGCGGGGUGCCGAAUGACGGUCCGCUCCCCUUGAGAACGCUCAGCAACGACGGGUUGUGCUUCGUUCAGCCAUUCCUGAGCGCAGGCGCCAUAUCUGGGAAGGCGUCUGCGACUGAAAUCGGCCAAGCCGCCUUGAUAACGCUUCAAACAUGCGUUAUUGAAAGAGGGAUGGGAGGUAUGGCCUUCAACAUAGGCGGCGACAACAAAGUCAAUGUUGCAAUCGCUGAGUACAAACCACCGAAUGUCAAAUGCGACACGACUUCGACUCCCGGACCUGCGUGGAAUUCAUGUGUGGCUAUAGUCGUGAACAUGAGAGCUACCAAGCAGGCUCGCGUAUUCGGAUACUCUGGAGACCCGAGCGUUGAAGAGGAAUUGCCCCUUGUGCUAGAAGGAUUCGAUAGGAAAUGUCAAGCAAGCAUCGACAUUGAGGGUCCAGCGACUGUUAUGACCUGGUACGAACUUUGGGAAGCGGUGACCGCCAUCACUAGUAUGUGCACGAGACAGAAAGGCAAGGGCGGUAAGGCAAGAGGCCUUGGUCGUCGCGGAAACAUCCGUUUGGAGCUGUCGGGCAAGAAGCACGACCCCGGUGAAAAGGUUGGAAAUGCGUCGACGAUCUCACUGGCAGAUGCUGGUGUUGCACUGCAAUAUUUCGACACGGUGUCUUCGCAGGCCGGUUCGACCGGGUUCAACCGGGCCAUCCCUUUCGAGCUGUUGAACUUGACGGGAGUGAUGCCCGACAAUGCCUCUUCGGUGACUCUGCCCGGUGACCCUUGGACGAACGGUUCGGUGAUGGCUAGUGCUUGA